Messenger RNA from Trichoplax adhaerens, 861 nucleotides. RefSeq lists its product as uncharacterized. Gene Ontology annotation, molecular function: nucleic acid binding. Bases 1 to 861 code for a protein of 286 amino acids. The transcript is spliced from 7 exons. The record is from RefSeq and is a predicted model, not a curated record. NCBI's taxonomy places the organism in Eukaryota, Metazoa, Placozoa, Uniplacotomia, Trichoplacea, Trichoplacidae.
AUGGCUAGCACAUCAUCGAAAUCGAAAAAGGAUGUAUUACCUGAAUAUUUCUCAAUAAAUAAUUAUGAUUACCGGAUUGGCUCAAUCUGCGAUGCAGUCUUUCCCCAAAAUAACAAGAAAAAAGCAAAAGCAAAACGCACCUCACUCGCAAAGUUAUUCGACGAUAGCAACAAAUCUAAGAAAGUUACAGUAGAAUUUUUGGAUCCUCCAACAUCGAAGUAUGAUCAGAUGCACGCAAAGCAGCUCAAAGUAAGUGACGAUUUUGCAGCUGCAAAGAAUAAAGAACAUGUUAGUAAGGAUGCAAAUCAACAAGCAGAAAAGCAACAGAACGUUACUAAAACCCCUUCAGAUAGUAACUUCGAAAAGGUUAACAUUUGGCUCUUAUUUAGCCUGUUGCUGAAUCAAAUAUGUCGAAAAAGACAGCAUUUAUCAAAUGUCCAAGAUGAAUCACUUCGUGAUCAUUUCCAUUCAUGUGGUGAAGUCGAAACCAUUCGUAUUAUUAGAGAUCCUAAAACUGGCAUGGGUAAAGUUCCUACCGCAGAUGUUCACUUACCCAACAUUUAUUAUUUACAGUCUAACGAAAGUUUAAUCAUGGCCUUAAAGUUACAUGGUUCGGCCUUUAAUAAAACCAAUAACCUUCGUGUAUUUCGAUCAUCAAAACAGCCUACAUCAAAGAAGAAAACACAGGGUCCUUUUAAAUUCUCUGGAGAGUCGAGCAGUAAAAAGCACGCCCAGCAAGCAGCAAAAUUGAGAAUUAAACGGAAAGAAAAAAGAAAAAAUCUUAAAAAGCAAAAGCAGGAUAUUAAAAGAAAUGUAAAACCUAAAAAAACUAGAUUACAAUCUGUCCAUAAUAAAAACUGA